Penicillium olsonii is the source of this 1248-nucleotide messenger RNA. The record is from the annotation of a GenBank genome assembly. Lineage: Eukaryota; Fungi; Ascomycota; Eurotiomycetes; Eurotiales; Aspergillaceae.
AUGGUUAAGGAAACUAAGUUCUACGACACCCUAGGGGUCUCCCCUACCGCUACCGAGGCUCAGCUCAAGACUGCCUACAAGAAGGGUGCUCUCCGAUACCACCCUGACAAGAACGCCGACAACCCCGAGGCCGCAGAGAAGUUCAAGGAACUUUCGCACGCCUAUGAGGCUCUUUCCGACCCCGAGAAGCGUCAGCUGUAUGACCAGCUCGGUGAGGAGGGCCUGGAGCACGGCGGCGGCGGCGGUGGCAUGAACGCCGAGGAUCUGUUCUCGCAAUUCUUCGGCGGCGGCGGCGGCGGUCCCUUCGGUGGAAUGUUCGGCGGUGGUAUGCGUGACACUGGCCCCAAGAAGGCCCGUACGAUCCACCACGUGCACAAGGUCAACCUGGAGGACAUCUACAAGGGCAAGGUCUCCAAGCUGGCCCUCCAGAAGUCUGUCAUCUGCGGUGGCUGUGAUGGCCGCGGUGGUAAGGAGGGUGCUGUCAAGGAGUGCGCGGGCUGCAAUGGCAGUGGUAUGAAGACCAUGAUGCGCCAGAUGGGUCCCAUGAUCCAGCGCUUCCAGACCGUCUGCCCUGACUGUAACGGUGAGGGUGAGAAUGUCCGUGACAAGGACCGCUGCAAGAAGUGUAAUGCCAAGAAGACCGUUGUCGAGCGCAAGGUGCUCCACGUCCACGUUGACAAGGGUGUGCGCGAUGGCCACAAGAUCGAGUUCCGCGGAGAGGGUGACCAGAUGCCCGGUGCUCUGCCUGGUGAUGUCGUUUUCGAGAUUGAGCAGAAGCCCCACCCCCGCUUCCAGCGCAAGAACGACGACCUCUUCUACCAGGCUGAGAUCGACCUGCUUACCGCUCUUGCCGGCGGUGCUAUCCACAUUGAGCACCUCGAUGACCGGUGGAUGACCGUCAACAUCGCCCCCGGCGAGGUUAUCGUUCCUGACGCCAUCAAGGUCAUCCACGGCCAGGGUAUGCCCUCGUUCCGCCACCACGACCACGGCAACCUCUACAUCAAGUUCGAUGUCAAGUUCCCCGAGAAGGACCAGCUCCAGAACCUGGACCUCCUCGAGAAGGUUCUUCCUCCCCGCAUCUCCCAGCACACUCCUCCCACCGACGCCAUGGUUGAGGACUUCGAGCUCGAGGACCCCGAGAACGAGACCGACCAGGCCCGUGCCCACGGCGCCGCCGGAGCCGGUAUGGAUGACGAUGACGAUGAUGUGCCUGCUGGUGCCGAGCGUGUGCAGUGUGCCUCGCAGUAA